Eimeria necatrix is the source of this 2889-nucleotide messenger RNA. RefSeq lists its product as hypothetical. The transcript has 3 exons. Lineage: Eukaryota; Apicomplexa; Conoidasida; Eucoccidiorida; Eimeriidae. The coding region runs from base 1 to 2889 and encodes 962 amino acids. The record is from RefSeq and is a predicted model, not a curated record.
AUGGCUGUGCCCGCAGGGCUUUCAGGGGCUUCUUUGCUGCAGCUGAAUUAUCAGGUGCAGCAGCAGCAGCAGCAGCAGCAGCAGCAGCUGCUGCAGCCGGAGGCGCCGGCGCUGACACUCGCGGCUCCGCAGCUGCAGCCCGAUCUGCUGCAGCUGCAGCAGCAAGUGCUGCAGCAGCAGCAGCUGCAGCAGCAGCAGCAAGUGCUGCAGCAGCAGCAGCUGCAGCAGCAACUGCAGCAGCAGCAGCAGCAGCAGUUGCUGCAGCAGCAAAGCGAAGUGGACAGGGCCAAUUUGGCUCUUUUGGAGGCGCAGAAAGCAGCAAUAGAUCUGCAGCUGGCUGCGCAGCCGCCUGCAGGUUUGCGCGCUGCUGCUGUUCCGUUUGCUGCAGCAGCAGCUCCUGCUGCAGCAGCAGCAGCAGCAGCAGCAGCAGGGCCGGCGGCGCUUGGCUUCUCAGGUGUACAGGCAGUUGACGGCGGCGUGUCUGCAAGUUUGCUGGCGAGCGGGGCUGCGCUGCAGCAGCAGCAGCUGCUUCAGCAGCAGCAGCAGCAGCAGCAGCAGCAGCAGCAGAAGGCGCAGCAGCUGCUGCUGCUGCAGCAGCAAGACGAGCCGCCUGCUGCAGCACUGGGGCCCCUCGCAGUGCCCCUGGGGGGCCCCCCGGGGGCCCCCCUGCCGCAGCUAAAUGCCCCUUCGGCUGUACCCCCCACAGCCCCUCAAACAAUUCCUCAAGUGGUUUUGUCUUCACUGAAAGGAGAAGAAAGUGCUGCAGCAGAUGCCAAGUUCAAGAAGCUGGAGCGGGACAUGCUGCUGCUGCAGCAGCAGCAGCAGCAGCAGCAGCAGCAGCAGCAGCAGCAGCAGCAGCAGCGGGACGCGGGGCCCGUCAGCACGCAGAACUUGAUGCCCUGGCAGCAGGGCGUGCAGCAGCAGCAGCAGCAGCAACGCAGGCAAGAGCUGCUGCAGACUCUCCGCGAACUGCAGCAGCAGCAGGAGCAGCAGGAGCAGCAGCAGGAGCAGCAGCCGCAGCAGCAACAGCUUCCUGCCCCUGACGCGCAGCAGGAGUCCAACCAGCCUCCCCCCAUUCAGCUGCAGCAGCAGCAGCAGCAGCAGCAGCAGCAGCAGCAGCAGCAGCAGCAGCCUGGCGGCCAGUGUGAUCUGGACUUGAGUGCAUGCGGAGGCAACGGUGGGCUACUUAGUGAAGCAGCUGCAGCAAAGGAAGCAGCAGCAGCAGCAGCAGCAGCAGCAGCAGCAGCAGCAGCUGCGUGGUGCUGCUUCUCCUGCCGUUGUCACUGUGGUGCUGCGGCAGCUGAUUUGUACCUGCUGCUACGUUGCGGUGGAACCGUCACUAUCAAAUUGACAGAAAAUGCCUGCAGCAGCAUUGCCACUGCAUGCGGCGUGGAGCUGCCAGCAGCAGCAGCAGCAGCAGCAGCAGCAGCAGCAGCAGCAGUGCCUGAAGCUGCAGCAGCUAAUGCUGCUCCUGGUCCUGCUGCUGCUGCUCUCCUGUCCGCAGCAGCCACUCCUUCCCAGCUGCAAGUUGGGCACAACCAGGCAGCAGCAGCAACAGCAGCAGCAGCAGCAGCAGCAGCAGCAGCACCGGCGUUUAUUGAAAUGGGAAGCCAGAUGCAGCAGCAGCUGCGGCAGCAGCUGCGGCUGCGCCUGGGAGCAGCAGCAGCAGCAGCAGCAAUGCAGCAAAUCAGGAGGCAGCAAAAAGUCCAAAGAGAUGUUGACGAAUUGCUGCAGAAUGUGUUGGCUUCGGGGCCCUCCCCGCCGCCAACAUCUGCUGCUGCAGCAGCAGCAGCAGCAGCAGCAGUUGCUGCUGAGCUGGCCCAAGACGCGCAGGAAGAAGCAGCAGCAGCAGCAGCAGCAGUGCAGCUGACGGACGACCCGCAGCCAGCUGCUGCUGAUGCUGCUGCUGCUGCGCCAGAAGCAGCAGCAAACGAAUCCUCGCCUAGUGGAGAUGCUGCAGCAGCAGCACCUGAUGCUGCAGCAGCAGCACCUGAUGCUGCUGCAGCAACAGAUGCUGCUGCAGCGCCUGAUGCUGCUGCAGCAACAGAUGCUGCUGCAGCAAAAGAUGCUGCUGCAGCAAAAGAUGCUGCUGCAGCAACAGAUGCUGCAGCACCGAACGAGGGCUCUAUACCUGUGCCCGCAGCAGCGCCUGCUGCUGAUGCUGCUGCUGCAAACCCUGCUGCUGCUGCUGCUGCUGCUGCUGACGAUCAAAGCAGCAAUGCGGAAGCAGCAAACAGUGCAGCAGCGCAGUCUGCUGCUGCUGCUCUCAGCAGCUUCGGCGUUGUUGCAGCAGGAGAAACAGCACAUGAAGCAUGUGCUGCUGCUGCUGCGAAACUUCCCAAAGAAUUCCCCAUCAUGUCCAGCAGCAGCAGCAGCAGCAGCAGCAGCAGCAGCAGCAGCAGCAGCAGCCGCAGCGGCAGCAGCAGCAGCCUUGCUAUUGUCAAGGCAGCCUCCGAAGCAGAUGCCAUCCCUUUCUCUCUACAUCUUCCGCAGCAGCAGCAGCAGCAGCAGCAGCAGCAGCAGCAGCAGCAACAGCCGUUAGCGCCGCCACAGCCGCAGCCGCCGCAGCCGCAGCCGCAGCAGCAGCCGCAGCAGCAGCCGCAGCAGCAGCAGCAGCAGCAGCAGCAGCAGCCACCACCACCGCCGCCACCGCAGCCGCAGCAGCCACAGGAGCAGCCGCAGCAGCCACAGGAGCAGCCGCAGCAGCAGCAGCAGCAGCAGGAGCCGCAGCAGCAGCAGGCACAAGAGCAGCAGCAACCUGCAGCAGCGCCUCAAGAGGAGUACCAGCAAGCAGCGCCAGCCGCAGCAGCAGCAACAGCUGCUGCAGCAGCAGCAGCAGCAGCCGCAGCAGGAGCUGCUGCGCCUGCUGCUACAGCAACAAAUGACUAA